Messenger RNA from Fonsecaea erecta, 1536 nucleotides. RefSeq lists its product as hypothetical. NCBI's taxonomy places the organism in Eukaryota, Fungi, Ascomycota, Eurotiomycetes, Chaetothyriales, Herpotrichiellaceae. The record is from RefSeq and is a predicted model, not a curated record. The transcript is spliced from 4 exons. Gene Ontology annotation, molecular function: iron ion binding; oxidoreductase activity, acting on paired donors, with incorporation or reduction of molecular oxygen; monooxygenase activity. Bases 1 to 1536 code for a protein of 511 amino acids.
AUGGCUGUUCUCAACGUAAAUUCAAGCUUUCCGCUCCCUGUGCUUAACAGUGCACUCGGGCUGACUGCACUGAUCGUAUCCUCGGUACUCUUUGCACUUGUCGCAUACGGCAUCUACAAUGCAUUUGUCCACCCCCUGGCCAAGGUCCCGGGGCCGAGGCUCUAUGGUGCCACCAACCUCCCGUACCUCUACUGGCUUCUUCGGGGACGGUGGCCUUUCGUUUUGAAAGAGCUCCACGACGUCUACGGCCCUGUGGUUCGCUUCACGCCAAGCGAUGUCUCGUUUACCACACCGACCGCGUGGCAGACCAUCUACGGCCACAAGAAGGCCGGCCAGCUCUCGUUCCAAAAGGACAAGCGUCUGUACCGAAGUGCUCUGACGCCCGCCGACAACAUCCUGUUGGCCGAUGAUGCAGCCCACAGUCGGCAACGACGUCUCCUCUCCCACGCCUUCUCGGAAAAGGCCCUCCGCGGCCAAGAGGACAUCUUGAACGGCUACCUUGACCUGCUGAUCCAAAAACUAACCGCCCAGGCCGAGGCCGGCAACGUGGUGAAUUUGGUGCAAUGGUACAAUUUCACCACAUUCGACAUCAUUGGAGACCUCUGCUUUGGGGAGCCGUUUGGAUGUCUUGCCGCCGGCGUCUAUCACCCCUGGGUCGCGACCAUCUUUGACGGCUUUCGCCUGGCAGUUUUUAACCAGGCCAUGAAGCGUCUGCCGAUCGCCGCGCCCAUUCUCCGACGCUUUAUUCCCCAAGCACUCGUCAAGGGCCAGAUGGAUCACCUCAAGUUGAGUUUCGAGAAGGCCAAGAAGAGGCUGGAGAGCGGCCGGACCGACCGUGAAGAUUUUAUGUCCUACAUUCUGCGGCACAAUGACGAAAAGGGCAUGACCAAGGACGAGAUUGGUGAGAAUUCCAACAUUCUGAUCUUGGCGGGGAGCGAGACCACGGCGACGCUGCUGAGUGGCACGUCGUAUUGGCUUCUCCGGAAUCCUCACAUCUAUGAGAAAUUGGUGCAGGAGAUCCGAUCCACUUUCGCCAAAGAAGAGGACAUCACCUCGGUAACUGUCACUAACGCAAAAUAUCUCCUUGCCGUUCUCAACGAAGGUCUUCGCAUCUAUCCGCCGUCACCGGGAGGUUUGGGCCGUGUCUCACCCAGUGGAGGCUCGGUCGUGGAUGGCUACUGGAUACCAGAAGGGACCGUGGUGUCCGUGCCCCAUUACGCGUCUUAUCACUCGCGCCGCAACUUCGCGAGCCCGGACGACUUCCACCCAGAGCGUUGGCUCAACGAUGCACGCUUCAGCAACGAUGUAAAAGAGGUGUUACAGCCGUUUCAGUUUGGACCUCGCAACUGCUUGGGCAAAAGUCUCGCCUACGUAGAGAUGCGAUUGAUCCUCGCGCGCAUGCUGUGGAACUUUGACAUGGAGCUGAUGCCGGAGAGUGAAACGUGGAAUGAGCAGCACAUUUUCUCGUUCUGGGACAAAGGCCCAUUGAACGUCAAGCUGACGCGUGUUCACCGAAGUGCAAGCGCCGAUGCUUAA